AUUAAUUUUGUGAGAAAUUUCAGAAAAUAUUUUGUUAAUAAUUUCUGAUUGGUACAUAGCCUAAGUCAGUUUUUUUAGAUACAGGCCUGCCUUGACCCAGCCCACACAGACCCCCACACAGUGCUAUGAAUGCCUGGACUCUAGAGUAGAGUAGUGUUGGGUUGGGGAAGGCUUUUUUUCUUGUCUCUGUUGUCUCUAGCCUAGGAGGAGAGCUAGGCCGAGGCUAGUGUAGCUUGCUCGAGAGAAGCCUCUUUCUAUUACUCUACUUACCUUACCUGCCUGCCUUACUUGCCUAGGCCUAGUUAAAUUAUAAUUUAUGUGCUAUAGGAUACAAUAAAGACAUCAUGGAUUAAAACUGUAAACUACUUCUCAAAGCAACAAGUUUAUAUACCACAAUGUCAACCAAAACACUGGGCAAGAUUGCAAUAUAUGGUGCUGUCGCGUCGCUUUUAGGAUCUGGAUAUUGCUAUAAAUCAAUACAAGAUAACAUAGCAGGAGCACCAUACUACAGGAAAACGAUGUCCAUAUUGAGAAAUCAUUCUGGUGCUGUAGAAGUCUUAGGGGAACCAAUCAGAAGCAAGUUUUUAAGUCUAAGUAGCUAUAACAAUAAGAUGGAUGGUUACAAUGCUCAGCUUCAGAUUCCUAUCAAAGGCAGCAAGCGUUCAGGAACCAUAUGCAGUUGGUCUUCAAGAAAAGAUACUUCAGAAGAAUGGUAUGUAGAGAAGGUUGAUUUGGAACUACGUGGAUCAAAUAGACAAGUAACAAUCUACCUAGGAUCUGAUGAUAAAUCAACAGUAGAUGAAUUUGACAACUGAGUACGAUGUCUCACUCAUGUUAUAAUUUGGAGAUGAAGAAGAUAAUCAGUGCUAUUAGAAAAUCAGGGCCAGUCAGUUGGGAAUAUACCAACUAUAAAGCUCUAAACCACAGGUGGACAAAGUGCUGCCCAACAGCGAUUUUUUUUGCGACCUGCAAAAAUGAAUUAAAAACCCUGUGUGUGCGGCCCGCCAAACAACAUUGGCUAGAAAACAUAUUGUUUCUUAUGGCCCAACACCAAUCAUAUGUAAAAAGUAACAUUGAAACGGAGAAUAAAGUGAUGUAAAAGCAGUGCUUGGAGGUUUUUAGAAGCCCACUGGAAACAUUAAGUUUGGGGGCGGCCCUCGGUGUUAAAUAAAAAUUCACUUUGGCCCUCCAACCGAAUUUUAUGCCCACCCGUGCUCAAAUAACUGUGAUGCCUAUAUUUAAUAACAAAAAUAAUUAGCAUUUAUAAAGCGGUUUUUACAGGUGUUACACAGUGCCAUAAGGCCUUAAUCUAUUGGUACAGGCAAGUUUUAAUGAGAGACUUGAAUUAUUGGAAAGUGAAGACUGACGGAUGUUAAGUGGAAGCUGAUUCCAAAUCACAGGUGCUUGGAUAUAUUGACAUCCAUAAUUGUGGCCAUACUUGGGUGCAUCACACAAAUUUGUCACAUAAAAUUUGAUAUUGUGGGCGGUGCUUAAGGCUAGACCUAACUCUAGUAGCGUUCAUCACCAACUAUCACUCACCCUAUGCAUUUUGACAUUACGGUAUCUCAUGACAUAAAAAAAAACCCAUGUGCCUCACAACAGCAUUACUCAUCCCGGAUUACCAGUGUCGUCCCAGAACUAAAAUAUUACCUAAUUGUUUUUGGCACCGUCACAGAUUUUAGGUAAUUGUUUCAGCAGCAAAGAAUUUCAACCAGUAAAGAGGAAUGUGGAAAAUAUACAAACAAAAGAAUUUUUAGGGAAUGUGAGAAAUGAGUUAUUUUAGCUUGUACAGUAAUUACUCUAUUAAAUGUUUUAAAAAAUCAAAA
Molecule: messenger RNA, 1826 nt
Organism: Anneissia japonica
Lineage: Eukaryota; Metazoa; Echinodermata; Crinoidea; Comatulida; Comatulidae
Exons: 5
Coding region: 396-815 (139 amino acids)
Biological process (GO): mitochondrial respiratory chain complex I assembly; mitochondrial respiratory chain complex IV assembly
Cellular component (GO): mitochondrial inner membrane
Source: RefSeq, a predicted model, not a curated record